Diachasmimorpha longicaudata is the source of this 1636-nucleotide messenger RNA. Its product is annotated as cytochrome c oxidase assembly protein COX18, mitochondrial. The record is from RefSeq and is a predicted model, not a curated record. NCBI's taxonomy places the organism in Eukaryota, Metazoa, Arthropoda, Insecta, Hymenoptera, Braconidae. Gene Ontology annotation, molecular function: membrane insertase activity. The coding region runs from base 215 to 1423 and encodes 402 amino acids. The transcript has 6 exons. Gene Ontology annotation, biological process: mitochondrial respiratory chain complex IV assembly; protein insertion into mitochondrial inner membrane from matrix. Gene Ontology annotation, cellular component: mitochondrial inner membrane.
UCGCGGUUGAAGCCGCUCCAUAAGCCCCGUCAGCAAUCUCCACUGGCAUCUCUAGCCCAGAAUCUCUGUAACCGGAGAUUAAAUUCUAACCUCAAACAAAACACAGCUGAUAACAUGUUUUCACAGUAUAACCUUAUCUGCAACUAUUUUUUAAUGACUUUAACUAGUUUUAGUUCAGAAUAGUAAUAAUUCUAGGUAAUUUUGAUCUGUAAAAAUGUUGAAAACAACUGGAAAAUUCUUCCAUCACAUGCAUUUCGUGACAAAUCGUGUAAAAAUGGGGCAGAAAAUCCUGCAGUGCUCCACUUCAUCUUUUCACUCAGAUCAUCAGAGAAGCAAAUCGAAAAAAAUUUCUCCCCACAUAUUGCAAUGCAGUAAACCAGGGGAUCAGUGCACACUCUUCGGAGGAAUGAGUUCUUCUGGAUUAUUGCGAAAUCGAAGGGCCAACCUCAUCUGUCAAUCGUCGCGGCACUUGUCGGAUUUACCAACUGCCUUGGAACGUGUUGUCCCACAAUACGAAGGGAUGAUGAAAAUAUUAGUGGACAGUCCUCCCAUAGAGUUUAUUCAGAAUCACCUUAUCACGUUGCACUCCACCCUGGGACUACCUUGGUGGGCCACGAUCCUUCUAAUUACAUGUACAACCAGGACUUUGAUUACUUUACCUUGUGCAUUGUACCAGCAACACAUCCUCGCAAAAUUAUCGAACUUAAGGUGGGAAAUGGAUGAGGCUGUGCCCCAUCUGAAGAGAGAUGCAAACUACAGAGUCCAGGUGUUGGGAUACACUGAGAAUGAGUCGCGAGGACUGUACAAUAAAGCAUUCAGGGAGAAGUGGAGUGAGUUGAUAAUCCGGGAAAACUGCCAUCCAAUGAAGGGAUUCGUACUAAUCUUGACUCAGUUGCCACUCUGGAUAUCCCUGUCUGCGUCUAUCAGGAACCUUUGUUAUAUGCUGCCCUAUCCAACUUCACAGGCCCUGAAAACUGUCACUGAACUAUCUCAAGAGGGCAUCGCUUGGAUCCCAAAUUUAGCUGUAGCAGAUCCAUAUUAUAUUCUCCCAGUAGUUAUGGGAACUUGUAAUUUAAUUAACAUCGAGUUCAACUAUAUGAUGAGAGUGAAAGAACCUACUAGACUCCAGAGAAUAUCGUUGAACGUAUUCCGCGGUAUUUCGUUGCUCCUGUUUCCUAUCGCUGCGAUCGUUCCCUCGGGAAUGAGUCUCUACUGGGCAACGAGCAGUGUCUUCGGGCUUUUCCAGAACAUACUUAUCGUUUCUCCGAGGGUGCGAAGAUUCUUUAGAAUUGAAGAGACUGAAACCGAGUUGCAACACCCGUACAGACAUGUAUUCAACAGUAUGAAAGCGCGAAUUCCGAGAAAAGUUGUUGAAACGUCGUCAAUUCCGAAGAAAUCUACUUCGUCAGUCAGAAAGAAAUGAAGAUAAAUUGGAUAAUUGGAGAAGUGGUGGGGAGGGGAUGAGUCGAAAACAAAUUCUUGAUGUUCGUUCAGAAUCGGGAACAUUAAAAAUAACUAAUUGAUGAGGAUAAAUAAAUAAUAAUGAAUGAAGAGAAUCACGAGAAAAAUUUCGAAUAAAAUUGUUGAUAAUUUUUUAUCCAAAAAUUAAUUUCUGUUAUGAAGUGGUAAAUUGAGG